Messenger RNA from Stylophora pistillata, 4986 nucleotides. RefSeq names its product dual serine/threonine and tyrosine protein kinase. Gene Ontology annotation, molecular function: protein kinase activity; ATP binding. Gene Ontology annotation, biological process: positive regulation of ERK1 and ERK2 cascade; protein phosphorylation; negative regulation of apoptotic process. Gene Ontology annotation, cellular component: cytoplasm. Lineage: Eukaryota; Metazoa; Cnidaria; Anthozoa; Scleractinia; Pocilloporidae. The record is from RefSeq and is a predicted model, not a curated record.
AGACAAGACCUAGUCACGUUUCACGCAAUCUUCGUGACGUUUACAACCAUAUAUGGUUAGGGCAGAAUUUUAUUGGUCGUAGUCAAAUGUUUGCGAUCUCUGUAGCGAAAUACAAUAAAAUAUUGCCCAAGACGAAGGAUUGAUCUGGAGGUCUUCCAAAACUAAGGAUGCGUUUGGACUUAGAAAAGAACAGCAAGUGAUUAAUUCGCCAGCAAUAUUGUUUUUCUGCUAUGGCUGCGAAUCUUCCUUAUGAAAUAAGCAAGUUCCAAGAGCACUCGAGGCUACUAAAGCAGAUAAAGCGAGACACUAACCGAUACUUUCAGGAAAUUCAAGACUCGGGGCAAUUCAGUCAAGACGUCUUGUCUGCAUAUCUUCCAGAAAGCGAUUAUCAGUCCUUAGCAGUUUGCGAGAAACCUCCCACUAUUAUCGUGAUAGGACAGACUUGCUUCGCUAAAGUCUGUGUGAUCAACGAGCUGCUUGGGGAACCCGUUCUACCCGUGGUUGGAGAGUUAGACAGUCGCACAUCAUGGCGAAUGAUUCGAUUGAAGUACGGGAACAUUUCCAACGUCAGCCUAGUUUUACCGGAUAGUUUUGAAUUAGCGGCGAACCUUAACGCCUAUGAAGGCUCGUGGGAAUGUGUUCCGAGAGCUGAUCUCGAAUUGACUGAAGUACAAAGGGACGAUCCAGCAUUGGCCACUGCUGUAGCUGAGGUUUCGUUAACACAUCCCCUGCUGAAAGCCGGAGCAGAGUUAGUGUGCUCCCCCAGCAAUCACGAGGGCGACAUUGACAACAUAUUCCGUGCCUGUUGCGAGGACGUGCUUCCAAUUGUUCUUUACGCGAUAGAAUUUGAUAUUUUGACCGAGAAGGAUAAGACAGAACUCCGGCAAGUGAAGGCAAUGGCACCAGAUAUGGCUGUGUUCUUUGUAAAAUGCAGUAGGAAUGCUCCUGCUGAGCUGACAGAUUCCAUGACAGAGUCAGGCCGCAAUUAUGUUAUUGAGGCAAUGGAGCAGAAACUGGCAGAUGGCAGCCAAGAGCCUGAUAUCAAAACUGAAUCAAUUCGGCCAAGGAAGACAAAGAUUUUUGAGCAGCUUUGUGAAUUAGGGUACUUGUCGUUGGAGAAUGAAGAGACCAAACUGCAGGAAAAUGAGCAAUCAACAAACAAUUCAAUAUUAACAGCCAUUCGACCAAAAUCAAAUCUCAUUGAAGACUUCAAACUCUUCCCUUGCUUUCUGCUGUUUGUCCGGCAAGUUCUUAAAUACAAUGUUGUUUCAGCAGCAACGGUGCUAAAUGAAGCUCAUGUAAGAGUGCUUGGCAUGUUCAUCACUACAGCCUUUGACAUGGCACGAGAUAUGGUGGUCACACCACGCAGACUAGACUAUGCCAGAGAAAAGGAGGAGGAUCUGUUUACAGCUCUGAUGAAAAGUGCAAGCCGCAAGCAAGAGGAAAUCAAAGACCUCAUACACAACACUAUUACCUCACUAUCACCAGAAAUCUUGGCUGAAGUUGAGAAUCUGAAAGUUGAAGGGGUAAAAGUGCUGCCAAGUGGUGAACUUUCAAACCCUAAGGAUUUGCAGUACUGUGUUACUGUCAUUCAAGAGCUGGUCCUAGCAAGAAUCAACAACUCUGUGGCAGAAGGAUUGAUUAGUUCAGUCAAAUACCUCCAAGAAAAUUUUGUCGGAACUCUGAAGCGGUGCAUUGAGUGCUUGGAGAAGAUAGACAGGGAAGGGGUAUAUGAAAAUGGAGAAUCUGCAACAUCAUCACUGAGACAUGUUCUAAACUCUGCAUACCAAAUUGAAGUUACAGUGAGAGCAAGUUCCUCUCUAGCCCGGCUUUUGUGGGAAAAGAUGAAACAAGCACUUCAAACUUUCCCUGGUCAAGCUCCACCAAAGGUAGAUGGUGUCUGGAAGAGGAAAAUUGCACAAGACAUGCUCACGAGCUUGAGUGAAACACGACUGGCUAGACACAUUUGCUCACAAUUUAGGUUGCGACUCCAGAGAUCUCAUGAGGCAUUUGCAACAUCCUUGAGAAUACUUGAAGCGCAUCACAGUGGGAGACUAGAGAAAACGGAGGAGAGACGUUUGCGUCUGCGUAAAUGCCAUGCUCCCAAGAUUGCCAGACUGGCUCUGGAAAGCACCUCACUGAGAGAUGUGGUGGUGUAUGGAAUCCCUCAGAUGGGUCGAGAAGUUGGGAGGGGACAGUAUGGUGUUGUGUAUGCAUGUGAACGUUAUGCUGGUCGUUCGCCAUGUGCUAUCAAAUCUGUUGUCCCUCCUGAUGAUAAACAUUGGAAUGACUUGGCUUUGGAAUUUUUCUACACAAGAUCCAUUCCAAAACACAACCGCAUUGUGUCCAUCAUAGGGUCAGUCAUUGAUUACAGUUAUGGAGGAGGCAGUUCCCCCGCUGUUUUGUUGGUCAUGGACAGGCUUCAGCGAGAUCUCUAUCAAGGCAUCAAGACUGGACUCAACUACAAAAACAGGCUGCUUGUAGCUCUUGAUGUGGUGGAAGGCAUCCGUUUUCUCCAAAGUCAGGGAUUGGUGCAUAGAGAUAUCAAGCUUAAGAAUGUGUUGUUAGACUCUAAGAACCGUGGCAAAAUAACAGACCUUGGGUUCUGCAAACCAGAGGCAAUGAUGUCUGGAUCCAUCGUAGGUACACCAAUUCACAUGGCGCCAGAACUGUUUUCUGGUCGCUAUGACAACAGCGUCGACGUGUACGCCUUUGGCGUCCUUUUCUGGUAUAUCUGCGCAGGGACAGUGCGCCUUCCCUUGGCAUUCGAGCAGUGCGCUAGCAAAGAUCACCUGUGGUCAGCUGUUCGGCGUGGCGUCCGACCUGAGCGGUUAGCGAAUUUUGAAGACGAAUGUUGGGCAUUGAUGGAGGCAUGCUGGAACGGAGACCCUAGGGGACGACCGUUUCUCGGGAACAUUCAACCAAAGCUUAUUGAUAUCAUCAAACGGGGGGACAGCCGGCGUAGUGGCACAACGAAGCAUCAUCGAAAAGAAAGUCGACCUUUCAAAGAGCUAGAGGUACUUCUCUAACCUGCAAGACUCCAGAGAAAACUUAUUAUAAGAUCGUUUGGUUAUUGUUUAUUGGAGCAAUUUAGUUAGGGUGUUUCCCAUGCAAAGCGCCUCUUUUGCCAGUGUAACAACCGCUUAGUUGAAAAUAAUUUUUCAUUCCACGCAUUCUUUUUACCGUGGGUAUUUUUGGCGCAACAUUGUGUCGGCACGGUGUUAGACGAAUCGCACGAGUGUUAUGCUGUUUUGAAAAUUAGGAAGAUACAAACUUGUUGACCCCUUUCAACCAACGAAAACCACAACACUAGCCUGCACAUUUUAGAUAAUAAUGUCAAAGUGACUUGUUUUCAGAGCAUCUCUUAAUUGAGUAUGUUCUUUAAAAAAUGCAUUUGGUUUUACUUUACUCCGCUCAGUGAUGGGUUGACCCGAAAGACUGAGGCCACCGUGGGAGUCCUUGAUAUCACUUGUUAAAGCUUAAACCAAUCGAUGCAUUCCCGCGUUUAUAUCGUAUGCAUGUUUUUUCUUUCUUUUUUUUCUAGGUUGCUUUCGUUGCGUGCUCUUUUUGUAGAUUGUUUUUGUGUGGCCCUUGUGAGUACUUAGUUAGUGUAAAACAUUCGAUCCGAAAUUCAGCGUUCUUAUCGUCGUUGUACGUGCGCGAAAAAGCCAAAAAAAAAAAAAAAAAGGAAGAAAGAAAGAAAAAAAUUAGUGCUACCCCUUUCCCUCCCAUGAGUAACUAAAGAAGAAUUUCUCUGUACAAUAUCAGUCCCUAUCUAAAGCAGAUGGGCAAUGAGAAGAAAUGCAAAUAUCAGUGAAGGAAUAUUCUCUGAUGUAACACCCAAUGCGCAUGCACUCAAAUGGCGUACGGUGUAGAAGAUUGAUAUGUAGACCAUCUUGGGAGAGAAAGGGUGAUACAUAGUCUUUUGAAUACCGUGGGUAGAAAAAAAGACGAAACACAUCACUGAGCCAUAGAGGACAGGUACAUCGAGAUGGGAGCCGCCCAUCCUCCCAUCUUCGUCUGUAGUUUUUUAAUUUUUUUGUUUUUGUUUUUUUUUGUUUUCAGCAAGACUGACUUGAACCUAGUCGAAUGAUUUAUCAUUAGUGGGAAAGUCUAUGUAUGUAGUCGCAGGAAACAAUUACCUAUUAGAAGUCCAUAUAUUUUAAUGCUUCGAAGAAUUUUCAGUGUUCAUUUCUCUCAACUGGGACGUGGUCAAUGAAUUACUAAGUGAUCGGGUGCGAAAUAGGCAAAAAGGAAACUUAAAAUACCCAUAGAUAGAUGAAUAAUGAUAGAAAUCGAACAAAAGGAACACGAAAACGUGAUAACAAUUUAAGACGUGAGACAAAAAAAAAGAAAAGGUUUCUUCAUCGUUCUUGCUUAAAUAUCAUUCAAACGAAAGACAAGGAUUACUCUCACGAUUACUUUCUGUUAUCGUUGCUCUUGAGAAACUCUCAAUUCUUUUCUUGCAUGUGAUGUGUUAGUCAUUAGUACGGGAAAUCCGUGCAUUUAGAGGCAUUGGUAAGUGGUUAUGGCUGGUCAGUUUACAAAAGCAACAAAAUUCCAAAUAAAAAAAUAAAAAAAGAAGAAGCAAAACAUGAGCUAGAGUGGCUUACUUCUCUCUCCUGACAUUAUCAUCUAUCAUUCUUAACUCAAAAGUAGAGGUCAUCAGAAUAAUGAAAAUGAUCAACAAGUGAGGAAGUUUUUGAUUGCCAUACACAUUAUUCUUGUCACAGAAAAUGUUAGGAGAAUAUUGCGGAGGAUAUGAACGCCAAGAUGAAGGUGUAAGGGGUGUAGACGAAGUAAAUGAGGGUUUAAAAACCUUCAUUUACUUCGUCAAAAUGGUGCUUGUGUAACCCUGAAAAUAAAAAAAAAAACAAAAGCAAAAAAACACGAGUAAAUUGAACUUGUAACUUGUUAUUGCGGUUUCGUAAGGGAUUAGUUAUUACGAUUUGUAAAUAAUAUUGACAAUUAAAUUAUUUUUGGCUA